UGCUGACUUCGGAGCUACGAGCCUGCCUACUCCAGACAAGGCUCGGUCGACCGUGACGUCGCCACUGCUAACAUCAAGCGCUUCCGUCGACCAAGCUGAAGCUACAAAAGGCACCUCAGCGGAUCCUUCCCUUCACAUUGGCAGCAGCGGCAGCAUUGAACAGGCACAACCAAACUAGUCCCCAGUAUCUUUCAGCUGUCCGCGAUGAGCAGUGCUGCGAUCUUCAGCGUCCUGGGUUACGCGCUGCUGCUGACAGUGCCCGUGGUCCUGGCGUGGGCGCUGAACCGCCGUCGGCGGCAUGGCGUCUUUCGAAAGCACGGCAUCCCGGGGCCUGAUCCGGAUCUCUUUGGGGGAAACUGGAAACAGCUCAAGAGAGACCGCUUGCAGGUGAUGCAACAAUGGAUUGACCGAUACGGGAAGGUGUUCGGAUUCUUCAUGGCCGAGAAGCCCUGCUUGGUCGUGACGGAUCUGGACCUGGUGCGGCAGAUUUUUGUCAAAGAGGCGCACACCUUCAUAGACAGGGCGCAGGUCGUCCUUGAGGUGGAGCCUUUCAAUAGUUCUCUGGCUUUUCUCCGGGGUGAGGAGUGGAAGAAGGUGCGCACGGUGCUCAAUGCCGCCAUCACCGCCGGCAAGGUGAACCGUUGCUCUGGAAUUGUGAGCGGAUGUGCGAAGGAACUUGUGCGAGUCAUCGAAAAGAAUCACGAACGUGACGAGCCGGUCGAUGUCGUGGACGUGGCCGAGGGGUACUCCCUAGACGUCAUCACCAAGUGUGCACUGGCAUGGAAGGCAAACUGUCAACACAAGUCGGACGACACGUUGCUGCUCGGGCUCAGGCGAAUACUUGAAGAUUUAGACUCAACCGUCAUCGAGAGCACUCUCGCCCUGCCUGGAGUAAGGAGCAUCCUUAAGCGUAUCUACCCACUGACCAGUGUUUCUAAAACGUUCCAUGGCAUCGCCGAAAACGUGCACGACACUAUCAAUAAGCGACGCCAAGGACAAAGCCCCCGUGAAGACGACAUGCUUCAGAUGCUGCUUGACGCUCAAGCCGGUGUUGAGGACAAGACAUACAACGUCCAAAAGAGCGAUCUUCUCCUUGAGGACCGUCACGUCAUUGGCAACUCCAUCGUUCUUCUUGCCGCUGGCUUCGAUACAACAGCUACAACGAUUAAAUUCACGCUCUACCUUUUAGCCGAAAAUCCCGACGAACAAGAAAAAGUGCAUUCCGAGAUUGACGCCGUGUUACCCUACGAUGAUGAGAUAUCCCUAAACAGCAUCCAGAAUCUCAAACGCCUGGAUAUGGUGAUCAACGAAAGCUUGAGGCUGUACCCCCCCGUUCCAAUUCUCAUUGCAAGACUGUGUCCCCGAGACAUGACCGUGAGGGAUCAGUUCAUUCCGGCUGGAACCUCCGUUUUCGCUCCCGCUUGGCACAUCCACCGAGAUCCCGAGUCCUGGCCCGAGCCUGCCAGGUUCCUCCCAGACAGAUUCGCCGAAGACCACCCGGAGCGCCAUCCGCUCGCGUUUAUUCCCUUCGGCCUAGGGCCCAGGUCCUGUUUUGGGAAGAGAUUAGCUUUGCUCGAAGUCAAAAUGGCGCUUUGUGAAAUUCUGCGAGAGUACAGGGUGAUCCCAAGUGAAGAGACGGUCGAUCCUAUUCCAGUGACGGUACCCAAUCUGUUACUUCGCCCAGUAGGCGGCAUCAAACUGAAAUUCGAAAGCAAAGCAGAGCGGUGAAUGAACACUUUUCACGGACCAUGUGACUUACCACACGUGAGCGAGUAAACAGGGUUGCAAAAGUGCGUUUUGAACGAGCAUAACUGAAGUGUUGCACAGCCAUGGUCACUCACAACUUGGGAAACGGAGGGCGUGGCAGGGCAUCGUACUAUUGCUCCGCAGUUGACUGGAUUAUGUUUUUCGGAGCCGAUAAGAACUCUGAUGAACAAAUCACAAAGCAAGAAGCGUGAACACACCUGGCAUUUCUGAAGCUCUCAUCCCAGGCAGCACAGACGUGUAGGAAAGACGUAAAAAGAACGUCGAUGACGUCAGGGACCACAUCUUGAAAGAACGUCAAGAGUAUGGACGUCAGGUCCCUUCGACGUAGUAUGAUAAAAAAAGGUAGAUUUUACGUCGACAUAACAUCCCACUUGACGACCGUCAAACGUCGAAUGCACAUCUGAAAAUGACGGGAAGUUGAGUGAUAACGUUGUAUCAACGUUGACAUAACGUCCCAUUUAACGACCAUAAAACGUGGAAUACAAGUUUAAAUUGAACGGGAUGUCAAUUGAUAACGUCAUGUCAACGUUCCAAAGAGGUGGAAAUGUCAUGUCACGUAUUCAGAAAAAGCCUUAGGAUGUCAACGAAUAUGGAACGUAUACUCGAAGUCUAGGAAACGUCUGAAACGUACGUUACGUGCACUGGUGACGUUACAUCGACAUACAAUAAAAGUAAAGAUAGCACCGCACACCUUAAAGAAGGUUAUAGAGCCUCGGGCCGGCGUUCCAUCCAAACAUAUAUUCCACACUUCUAGAACGCAAUACAGUGCGUCGACUGGAGACGUUAUAUCGAUGUGUUGCUUUCACCCAAGUCCUGCAAAUAAAAUCUGUGGAACGGGAAA
Molecule: messenger RNA, 2608 nt
Organism: Ixodes scapularis (black-legged tick)
Lineage: Eukaryota; Metazoa; Arthropoda; Arachnida; Ixodida; Ixodidae
Product: cytochrome P450 3A4
Exons: 5
Coding region: 205-1728 (507 amino acids)
Molecular function (GO): heme binding; oxidoreductase activity, acting on paired donors, with incorporation or reduction of molecular oxygen; steroid hydroxylase activity
Source: RefSeq, a predicted model, not a curated record